Messenger RNA from Hydra vulgaris (swiftwater hydra), 3864 nucleotides. RefSeq lists its product as uncharacterized. Lineage: Eukaryota; Metazoa; Cnidaria; Hydrozoa; Anthoathecata; Hydridae. The record is from RefSeq and is a predicted model, not a curated record.
UGUGGUUGCGUCUCUGCUACUUUACAAAGUUGUUUUAACUCGGCUACUUUACAAAGUUGUUUUAACUCGGUAACCAUUUUGCUACUUACUCAGUGCAAUAUUUUUUCCUAAAAUUUUGCGAACCUAUUACUGAACCCAAAUGUUGUUGACCCUCUAAAUUAACCAGCAUUUAGAUUGGUUUACAUAGUAGCCAUGUUUACAUCCUUCAUUGAUAAGAUGUUGAUACCAGCUAUGUAAGUUUGCAAUGCUUCCACUAGCUGCAGCAUCGUCUGCUACCCACACCUGCUUAACUUGUGGGUAAUUUAUAAGUAAGUGUUCUAUAAUAAUCGUGGUGUUACAAGAGUACCAUGGCAUAGCAAGGAGAUCACCUUGAGUUGUGCCUUCUUGGGAUGAUAUUUCUUUACCCCCUGCCACAAAGAGCCUCGAUGGAUUUCGAUAAGUAUUGAUUAAGUAAAUUGAAAUUAACGGACAAAUGAUCUGGAUGUUGUGUAAGGCGACUUGUCGAUUCAUACAAUACAAAAGCGUUCUUUGCGUCAAUCAAAAGUAUUGCAUCUGCUUGCACAUUGUUGAAUAUUUCCUUCAUGGCAUGUACAGCCGCUUCUGCUCCUGCCCCAUGUCCAGCACAUGUUUGUAAUGGCCUGGCUGCCUCUUUUAUCUCACUGUUGAAACUCCAGCUAAUUACUUUACCUAUGAUACGCCUUAAUACUUCUCCUACUCCAAUUGGCUUAAUACCUGGAUUUUUAUCUAGAGGAAUUAAUCGACAAGCAGUGAAAGCUUCUAGAAAUGUUGGUUCAUAUGUUUCUGUUAAUCAUGAUAAUCAUGUUGAGAUACGACGUUCAAAAAGACAUUCAAUUGAUCGACAUUCAAUAGCUGAUAAAGAAGUUCGUACAAUAAUUUCAGCCAUUGUUGAUGCAAUUCUUGAUGGAGAUAGGAAAAAAAGAUCCUAUAUCCCAGAAGAUGAUGACGAAAAUGAUAAGGAUGAAGAAGAUGAUUUUCAAGAUGAUUUAAAUAAAUUUUCAGAAAAUUCAGAAUCAGAAGAAGGAGCGCAAAAUGUUGAACACAGUUCAAUAUUGGAAGAAAGUGUAGACAAUAGUGCAAAAAUUCCUAAAGAUGCCAACUCUGUUUCUCGUUCUGCAAUUAAUAAAGUUGUUACUGAUAAUAGUAAACUGUUAACAAAUGUAAAAAAUUCAACUGAAAUUGAUAAACAAUCUUAUUCAGGAUUAAAUUCAGAAUCAGAGUCAGGUUCAACCGAACAAUCAGGCUAUGACAGCGGUAGUAGUCAAGAUCAACCUGAACAGGAGUUAUUUUCUAUAUCUAGCAAAUCUUUAGUAACCAAAGGACUAGAUGCUAGUCGUAUGAAAAGAGAUGAAGAUGAGCAACUGAGACCUGAAAGAUAUGAAGAUCACAUCGAUUUUAAAAAUAUUAAAAGUUUGGUUAAUAAAGCUCACACAGAUGAUUCUAAAAAUUUGUCAGUAAAAGUCAAUAAAAGUGAUGAAAUUAAUACUAUUUCUGGCGAUGAAUCUGGUAGUGAGUCUGGUAUAUUUUCAGGUGAAGAUUUAGAUUCUGAAUCAGGAAUUACAUCUGAAAUAACAGAGAAAUAUAAAGAAAAAAAUACAACAAAGAAGUCUGAAAAAGUUAUUGAAAAAAGAGAUUUAUUAUUUGAGAAAGAUAAAAUCCCAAAUAAUGUAACUAAAAGUCUUAAAUCAGAAAAUAUAUCAGAUUUAGGUUCUGGCGACUCUUCUGCAGAAGAAUCAAGUUCAGAUGAGAAUAUUGUAAAUAAAAGAAGCACUAUAAAUGUUGAAGAAAGUUUUAAUGAUAAUAAAAAUAACAGAAAUACACAUCACACUAACUUUGCAAACAGUUCAAUUGACUCAAAAAUAUUGACAAAAAGGAACAAAGUUGCAAGUCCUGCAUUGGUUAAAAAUAGCGAGGAACUGCAAGUAUCUGGAGGAGAAAUUGAAUCUGGAUCUGGAUCAUUGUGGGAUGGCAGUUCUGAGUAUGGGUUAGGGUCUGGUGGUGAAAAACGUGGAAAAGUAUUUUUUAAAGCAGAGAAAGAAGAAAUUAUUGGUGACACAGUUGAUUAUUUUAGUGGAAGUGGCAGCGGUAGUGGGAGUGGAUCUUCAGUUAGCUCGGCAGAAACAAAAACUAAUAUAAGCUUUGAAUUGUUAUCUUCCGUAAACAAUAGGACUUCUGAUGUCAGACAAGCUAAAGACAAUUUAAGUCAUGACAGCCCCAUCAAUAAUACCAAUAUCUUAAACGUACUAAGUUUAGUCCAAAACAAAAGUGAUGUAAAAAUUAAUGAAAGUUUAAAUGAAAUUUUAAAAAACAAAACAUUAAAAAGUGAAGCUUUAAAAAACAAGAGCUUAAACAUUGAAAACAAUAAGAAUGAAACUUUUACACAUCCUGAAAAUAAAGAAGAGAAAGAUGAAGAGGAUGAUUACAAUAAAAGUGUUAACCAAAGUUUUAACUCAGUUAGCAAGGUAUCCCAAAAUAUAUCUAAUAAUUCAAAUAAAAGCUAUACCUUGAAUGAAGAUGAUGGAUCAAGCUCAGGAGAUGAAAAUAGUUACACAGAACAGAGUAUUAAAAAAGUAAGAAACAAUACAAAUAUAAAAAGCAAAGAUAAUAAAGAAUUACUCAUGAGUGUAGUAACAGAUAUGGCAAAAGCUGCUGAUGAAAGUAUUCAAGUUGAUGACUCAGAUAGUGUUGUUAAAAAGUCAAAAAUUCAUUUUCCAGAAGGAAAAAAUCUUAUAGUAAAAAAUAAAAUUGACAAAGAGAACAAAGAAAGUUUACCGGUGGAUCUUGUACUGAAGAAUCUUGUUUUGAAUAUAUUGAAAGAAGAUCCUUCAUUAAAGUCAAGUUUAUCUGAACUGGUUCAAAAGCGCAAAGUAGAAGAACGAAAGCUACAAGAUCAAAUAUUGAGCCUUGUAAGUCAUGAGCACCUUAAUAAACAAAAUGAUGAAGAAAUGGAAGAAAAAGUUACUAAUGAAAUCAAAGAUUUUGAAGGUUUGGUUGAAACUCUCUCUCAGACUGAAUCUUUAACUCCUAAUCAACAUGAAAUGAUUUCAAGAAAAUUGGAGAAAGAUUUGUUAAAUCAUCUAAGCAUUCCAGAAAAUCCAGAAUUACUUCAACAAGAAUCUGAACUUUUAAAAUCUUCUGAAAUGGAGUUUGUGAAAGAUAAAAUUGAAGAGGCUCGAGAAAAUACCAUUGAAUAUGCUACAAAACAUAGCGGAAAUAUGGAAGAUAUUCGGAAAUUUGCGAUUACAGCCUUAAAACCUAUUGUAGAAUCUUUGCCUCUCAAGAAAGAAGAUAUUGAAGGUCUUGCAAAAUCUAUAAGUAAAUCAGCAUGGGUUAAAAUGAUUACACAUAUGAAAUUAAAUCCAGAAAUAAAAUCAAAAGUCAAAAGAAGUCUUUUUAAACUCCUAAAUUUAUCAUAAAAACAUAAAAACAUGGAAUAUUGUUCGAAACUGGUGUAUAAUCUACAGAUUCACUGUCAAUAAUAUAUGUCAAUACUAGUAUAUAGGAAGCUGAUGCACUGGUGUUAUUUGAAUUAAUUUAAUCGUUACUUGAUUGAAGAAAAUUGUUUAUGUUUUGUAACUAUGAAUGGCUUUUCAUAAUAGCCGCAGAUUGAGUGUUUCAUGUGAGCGUUUGGUGUCACUUGGUUCUCUCAUUUUAAUAACUCUGUAGUAUAAUUCGUUCAUUUGCAUGCAUGAUUUUUAAUUUUUUUAAAGUCUUUUGGAAUGUUAAUGUGAUCUUGUUUUGUUUAUAAACGUUUCACGUGACAUGUAAAAUUGUAUAUUUUUAAUGUUGUCUUGCUUGCAGGAAUAAAUUUAUUUGUAAAAGAAAGAAAACCUUACAUUUUUUAAA